Hibiscus syriacus is the source of this 1308-nucleotide messenger RNA. Its product is annotated as phospholipase A(1) DAD1, chloroplastic-like. The transcript has 2 exons. Gene Ontology annotation, molecular function: glycerophospholipase activity. Gene Ontology annotation, biological process: lipid metabolic process. NCBI's taxonomy places the organism in Eukaryota, Viridiplantae, Streptophyta, Magnoliopsida, Malvales, Malvaceae. Bases 1 to 1308 code for a protein of 435 amino acids. The record is from RefSeq and is a predicted model, not a curated record.
AUGAGGGUUGCUGCAAUUGGUGUUACUGUCAAGCCAUGCACACCUUCUAUCCCUAAACUCACUCCUUCCACCAUCAUUCCGACACCUUCUAUCCCGAAACUCACUCCUUCCACCGUCACCCCUGAGUUUUCCUGGGCUCCAUUGAAACAAUAUGCCUCACUUCCCAACUCAGCAAAACUCGCCAAGAACUGGACGGAGUAUCAGGGAAUAGAUAAAUGGCAAGGCUUGCUUGAUCCUCUUGAUGAUAUUCUAAGGAGUGAGAUUCUAAGAUAUGGGAGAUUCGUCGAAGCUACGUAUCGUUGUUUCGAUUUUGACCCUUCUUCACCCACUUAUGCCACCUCUAAGUUCCCCAAGAACUCCAUACUCACCCGAUCUUGCAUUGGACAUACAGGUUAUAAACCCACCAAGCACCUGCGUGCCUCCUGUGGGAUUCAGCUGCCCACUUGGAUUGAUAAGGGACCAACCUGGCUUUCCACCCGGUCCAGUUGGAUUGGUUACGUGGCAGUUUGCCAUGACAAGGAUGAGAUCGCCAGGCUAGGCCGCCGCGACGUGGUCAUUGCCUUCAGAGGCACUACCACUUGCUUGGAGUGGUUCGAGAAUUUACGCGCCACGCUCACUUGUCUGCAUGAUGACGUGUCCAGUGUGGAUCCUAAAGGCGGCGGGGCGGUGCCCAUGGUUGAGAGUGGGUUUUUGAGCCUUUUCACUUCCUAUAGUGACACGUGUCCUAGCUUGCGAUACAUGGUGAGGGAAGAGGUGGAAAGAGUACUCCAACUGUACGGCGAUGAACCCCUCAGCAUCACCAUCACCGGCCACAGCCUCGGCGCUGCACUCGCUACGCUUGCAGCGUACGAUAUAAAAUCCACCUUCGACAAUGCGCCGAUGGUGACGGUCAUCUCGUUCGGCGGACCACGUGUCGGAAAUCAAAGCUUCAGAUGUGAGCUAGAGAAAAGCGGGACGAAGAUUCUACGAAUAGUAAACUCGGACGACGUGAUCACAAAAGUACCAGGCUUUAUAAUUGACAACAAUGAGAAUGAGAUAGGAGAGGCAAACAAGGAAGCUUUGCCGGGAUGGGUCGAAAAGCGCGUGCGACAGACGGCGCUGAUUUAUGCAGAAGUAGGACAAGAGCUGAGACUGAGCAGCAAAGAGUGCCCGCAUCUCUGCAAGGAAGGAGUGGUGACUUGUCACGAUCUCAGCACUUAUCUCCACUUGGUAAAUGGUUUCGUUAGUUCAAAUUGUCCCUUCGGGGCAACCGCCAUGACAGUUUUAUAUAAGCACCAUCGCCAAAAGCUGGCGAAGUUUGUAGAUUGA